GAGAAUUGACGAGACUUUAGAGGACAGAUUUAAGCCGCGGGGUGGGGUCUUAUGGAGGAAGGGGGCAGGCCCUUGUGUAUAUGGGCCUGUUGGAAGGCUAGGGGAGGAUUUGAAAGAGAGGAAAGUACUGAUCCGGCAUGAUAAGGGGUGGGGCUAAGUGAGUCGUUAAAGUGUUUGAUCGCGGAUGGGUCUGGCUUAGUGUAAGCGUGGGUGUUUGUAAGUGGGCCAUAGGCCGGAAAGGGCAGGUUUGUGAAAGGAUAUAGGAAGGGGUGUAAGAAAUGAGAGAGGCUUGAUCCAGCAAAAGGUACGGUGAUUGACUGGAAAGAGAAGGUCCUUAAAUGUCCGGAUUGAGUCAGGUUAAUUGAUUCCUUGAAAACGCGAGGCGUGAAAUCAAAGGGGGGGGAGAAAAUCUUGUAAAAGGGGCGUGGUGUAGUGGAACAGGCGGGACCAGGUGGGAUGAGCACUUCAGUGGCUGGAGAAGCCCUGAAGGGGCGGGACUUAGAGGCACUGCGGAUUGGGUUCCUGGGGCUCCCUCUGGGCCCCCCUAACCCCCUCACAACCACUAUCCCGCCAGAGUCGCGUCAGGGCCCGAAUCUCCCCAGCUAUGACUUCCACCUGCCAGGAUUCCACAGCCUCCAGGCAGCGGAAGGGUAGGCAGAAUCCCCAAUCGCCUUAUCACGACGUGAACGCCAUCACGAAGAGAACUGUUAAGAAGGGUGCUGUGCCCCGCUGCACUCCCAAUCUAUCGGAGAUAAAGAAGAAAGGAAAGAUGAAGAAGCUUAGCCAACCAGUUGAAGAAGACCUAGUCAUGGGGCUGCAAGGGCUGGAUCUUAACCCUGAAGUGAAGGUAAUGGUUGGUACUGGCUUGGUGUUUGAUGAACCUAAUGACUUUCAUUGCCUCUGGGAUGACAGCUACCCUGAAAAUCCUGAAAGGCUCCAUGCCAUCAAGGAGCAACUUAUCCAGGGCCUGCUGGACCGUUGUAUAUGCUUUCCGGCCCGGGUUGCAGAAAAGGAAGAGCUCAUGUUGGUUCACAGCCCCGAAUACAUUGACCUGAUGGAGACAACCCAGUACAUGAAUGAAGGAGAACUUCGCAUACUAGCAAGCACCUAUGAUUCCGUCUAUCUACAUCCGAACUCGUUUAUUUGUGCCUGCCUGGCUUCAGGCUCCAUCCUUAGGCUGGUAGAUGCCGUCCUCGGGGCUGAUCGGAACGGCAUGGCUAUCAUCAGGCCUCCAGGACACCAUGCCCAGCAUGAUCUGAUGGGUGGGUAUUGCAUGUUCAACCAUGUUGCUUUAGCUGCUCGUUAUGCUCAAAAGAGCACCACAUUAAGAGGUCAGGUCCUUAUCGUGGACUGGGACGUUCAUCAUGGCCAAGGAACACAGUUCAUGUUUGACCAGGAUCCCAGUGUUUUGUACUUCUCCAUCCACCGCUAUGAGCAGGGUCGGUUCUGGCCCCACCUCCAGGCCUCUAACUGGUCUGCUAUAGGUUAUGGUCAAGGCCAAGGCUACAACAUCAAUAUACCAUGGAAUCAGGUGGGGAUGCGGGAUGCGGACUACAUUGCUGCUUUUCUCCAUGUCCUGUUACCUGUUGCUUCUGAGUUUCAGCCGCAACUGGUCCUGGUAGCUGCUGGAUAUGAUGCCCUCCAAGGGGACCCCAAGGGAGAGAUGGCUGCCACCCCUGCAGGCUUUGCCCAGUUAACCCAUCUGCUCAUGGGUAUGGCAGGAGGCAAACUGAUUCUGUCUCUGGAGGGUGGUUACAACCUUCAGUCUCUGGCUAGGGGUGUCAGUGCAUCACUCCAUACGCUUCUGGGAGACCCUUGCCCUAUGCUAGAGUUCCCUGGUGCACCAUGUCGAAGUGCUCAGGCUUCGGUCUCCUGCACUCUGGAAGCACUGGAACCAUUCUGGGAAGUACUUGUGAACACAGGUGAUAGUACAGAGGAGGACAAUGAGGCCAGAGACAACGGGAAUGAGAGACAAGAGGAAGGGGAAGGACUCUUGGGGGCCACUUCACUGCCAGUCCUGACAUGGCCCACAGUGCAGCAUCGUACAGGAUUGGUCUAUGACCAAAGAAUGAUGAGUCACUGCAACCUGUGGGACAACCACCAUCCUGAGACACCCCAGCGCAUUUUGCGGAUCAUGUGCCACCUGGAGGAAUUAGGCCUGGCAGCACGCUGCCUCCACCUGCCAGUGCGGGCUGCCACUGAUGCCGAACUCCUUACUUGCCACAGUGCCGAGUACGUGGAGCGUCUCCGGGCCACAGAGACGAUGAAAAGCCGGGAGCUGCACCGCGAGGGGGCCAACUUUGACUCCAUCUACAUCUGCCCCAGCACAUUCACCUGUGCUCAGCUAGCUACGGGGGCUGUCUGCCGCCUGGUGGAAGCUGUACUGUCAGGAGAGGUUUUGAACGGCAUUGCUCUGGUGCGCCCCCCUGGACACCAUGCGGAGCACGAUGCUGCCUGUGGCUUCUGUUUUUUUAAUUCUGUGGCUGUGGCUGCUCGCCAUGCCCAAGCCAUUAGGGGGAAUGCCUUAAGGAUUCUGAUUGUAGAUUGGGACAUCCAUCAUGGGAAUGGAACUCAGCACAUUUUUGAGAAUGACCCCAGUGUGCUUUAUAUGUCCCUGCACCGCUAUGAUCGUGGCACAUUCUUCCCCGUGGGGGAUGAGGGGUCCAGCAGCCACGUAGGUCAGGCUGAGGGCAUGGGCUUCACUGUCAAUAUAGCCUGGAAUGGGCCCCGUAUAGGUGAUGCUGACUACCUGGCGGCAUGGCAUCGACUUGUGCUUCCAAUUGCAUACGAGUUUAACCCAGAACUGGUGCUGGUAUCCGCUGGUUUUGAUGCUGCACAAGGUGACCCACUGGGUGGCUGCCAGGUGUCACCAGAAUGUUAUGCCCAUCUCACUCACAUGCUGAUGGGCCUGGCCAAUGGCCACAAUAUCCUUAUCCUAGAGGGUGGCUACAACCUGACAUCCAUCUCAGAGUCUAUGGCUGCCUGCACCCAUUCCCUCCUUGGAGAUCCACCACCCUUGUUGUCUAUGCUUCGGCCACCACAACCAGGGGCCCUGGCCUCAAUUAUGGAGACCAUCCAAGCCCAUCGCAGAUACUGGCGCAGUUUGAGGGCCCCGCAGGUAGAAGACAAGGAUUCACCCUGCACGUCCAAACCCGUUACCAGAAAGGCAUCCCAUCCAACCCAUCUUAGGUUGGCUAAGGGGGUGACCAUGUCAGAAGGAAAGGGUGUAAAAGCAAGCACAAGGAAAAUUAGCUCAGCACCAUCUACAAAAACACCUGCUACAGCUCACACCAAAGUGAAGACAGCCAGAGGGGCCACAUGUACCCCAAACAAGGCUCAGAGAUCUACUUGGAAAACAAAAGUGACCUGGGACACCUCUGAGAACACAGUGGGAGGAGCCAUGGUGGUCCAGGGGGCCUUCGAGAAUAGUGCUGGAGGUACGAAGAUGGAGCAGGUGACCUCCAGUGAAAAUGUGGAAGAAGUCAUGGACCCGAUCACCUUUGAGGAGACUGUUGGAGGAGGAGCCAUGGUGGACAAGGUCACCUAUAAGAAGACUGAAGGAAACAAGGUAGACCAUGCCACCUCUGAGGAGACUGUGGGAGGAAACACGGUGGAUGAGGCUACUUCUGAGGAGACUGUGGGAGGAGACACGGUGGACCGGGCCACCUCGGAGGAGACUGUGGGAGGAAACAUGGUGGACUGGGCCAUCUCCCAUGAGGUUGUGGGAGGGGACCUGGUAGACCAGGUCACCUCUGAGGAGACUAUGGGAGGAGACAUGGUGGACAAGGUCACCUCCAAGGAGGCCAUGGGAGGUGCCAAGGUGGACGAGGUCACCUCCAAGGAGGCCAUGGGAGGUGCCAAGGUGGAUGAGGUCACCUCCAAGGAGGCUGUGGGAGGUGCCAAAGUGGACGAGGUCACCUCCAAGGAGACCAUGGGAGGUGCCAAAGUGGACAAGGUCACCUCCGAGGAGACCAUGGGAGGUGCCAAGGUGGACCAGGUCACCUCCGAGGAGACCAUGGGAGGUGCCAAGGUGGACGAGGUCACCUUCGAGGAGACCAUGGGAGGUGCCAAGGUGGACGAGGUCACCUGGAAGGAGACCAUGGGAGGUGCCAAGGUGGACGAGGUCACCUCCGAGGAGACCAUGGGAGGUGCCAAGGUGGACCAGGUCACCUUCGAGGAGACCAUGGGAGGUGCCAAGGUGGACGAGGUCACCUGGAAGGAGACCAUGGGAGGUGCCAAGGUGGACGAGGUCACCUCCGAGGAGACCAUGGGAGGUGCCAAGGUGGACCAGGUCACCUUCGAGGAGACCAUGGGAGGUGCCAAGGUGGACGAGGUCACCUCCAAGGAGACCAUGGGAGGUGCCAAGGUGGACGAGGUCACCUCCAAGGAAACCGUGGGAGGUGCCAAGGUGGACGAGGUCACCUCCAAGGAGACCGUGGGAGGUGCCAAGGUGGACGAGGUCACCUCCAAGGAGACCGUGGGAGGAGCCAAGGUGGACGAGGUCACCUCCAAGGAGACCGUGGGAGGAGCCAAGGUGGACGAGACCAACUCAGAUGAUGCUGUGGGAGGAGCCAAGCUGAUCCAAACUCCUCUAGACUCAGACAGAGAUAAGCAGAUCUCACUUCAGCAGGGAACCACAUCCCAGCUAGCCCCCCAUCAGCAGAUUGGAGGUCCCAGAAUUUUAGAACCAGGCAAUGCAGCUCAGAGAGCCCUGGAAGAUGAAGACCCGGAAGAUGAAGGCCUACUAGGAGAAGCAGCUGGAGGUGAGCCUAUUAAUAGCUCUGAGCUGGUAUAUGGAUCUGGGGAAGCUGCUGCUGCUGCUGCUGCUGCUGCUGCUUCUACUGCUGCUGCUGCUGCUAUUGGUGUUGCUGCUGACAGUGAUGAGGACUUAUUUUAUGCUGUAACACCAAUGCCUUGGUGCCCCCAUUUGGGGGCAGUGUGCCCCAUACCUGCAGCGGGACUGGACAUAAACCAACCUUGUGAUAGCUGUGGAACUUUCCAGGAGAACUGGGUGUGUCUUAGUUGCUAUAAGGUAUACUGCAGUCGUUAUAUAAAUGGCCACAUGAUCAAUCAUUAUGAAGCUUCUCAACACCCAUUAGUUCUCAGCUGUGUUGACCUCUCUUCCUGGUGUUACCACUGCCAGGCCUAUGUCCACCACCAGGAUGUCCUCCAUGUGAAGACUGUGGCCUACAAGAACAAAUUUGGAGAGGACAUGCCGAUACCCAACUAAAUCCCAGAAUACAUACCCUGUUCCACAUUUCACAAGACCCCAAAUAAACUAGCCCCAGUUCUU
Molecule: messenger RNA, 5293 nt
Organism: Perognathus longimembris pacificus (Pacific pocket mouse)
Lineage: Eukaryota; Metazoa; Chordata; Mammalia; Rodentia; Heteromyidae
Gene: Hdac6
Product: histone deacetylase 6
Biological process (GO): chromatin organization
Cellular component (GO): histone deacetylase complex
Molecular function (GO): histone deacetylase activity; zinc ion binding
Source: RefSeq, a predicted model, not a curated record